Messenger RNA from Colias croceus (clouded yellow), 5114 nucleotides. It is a transcript of the gene jar, whose product is annotated as myosin heavy chain 95F. Gene Ontology annotation, biological process: vesicle transport along actin filament; actin filament organization; endocytosis. Gene Ontology annotation, molecular function: actin filament binding; microfilament motor activity; ATP binding. The record is from RefSeq and is a predicted model, not a curated record. The transcript has 27 exons. NCBI's taxonomy places the organism in Eukaryota, Metazoa, Arthropoda, Insecta, Lepidoptera, Pieridae. Bases 213 to 3941 code for a protein of 1242 amino acids. Gene Ontology annotation, cellular component: myosin complex; cytoplasm; endocytic vesicle.
CUGACUUCUGUUUGUAGUGUUUGUCAAGUUACUGACAAGUGACAACAAUUUUUCGCCGCGCAGUCAACCUACUGCUAGGUAAUGCAGGUUUUAUUUUAUUAAUUUGUGAAAGUGAAGUGUUUUUGUGUGGGAUUGAUAAAAUGAAUGUUGUUCUUUAAAAUCAACUGUGGCCUGUGAAAAUAUAUAAUCUACAAAAGAAUAUUCCGUAAGCAAUGACGAUGGACAAGCAGCUGGUGUGGGUCCGGGACCCGAACGAGGGGUUCAUCCUCGCCCGGCUGCAGGAGCUCAUGGGCGAGGAAGCAGAUGUGUUCCCUGUUGAUAAUAAGUACCCCAAGAGAGUGGUGAACUUUGACGAUAUAUUCCCUGCUGGUGAUCCCGUUAAAGAUGUUGAUGAUAACUGCGAACUGAUGUUCCUGAACGAAGCGACGUUGCUAAACAAUAUAGUGACACGGUACAAGAAAAGCAAGAUUUAUACAUAUGUCGCGAACAUUCUUCUUGCUGUGAACCCAUACGAAGAUAUUCCAGAUAUGUAUUCAUCAAACACAAUAAAAAAAUAUCAGGGCAAAUCUUUGGGUGAAUUGCCUCCACACGUGUUCGCUAUUGCUGACAAAGCAUUUCGCGAUAUGAAAUCUCUCAAGCAAUCGCAAUCCAUCAUAGUUUCCGGUGAAUCCGGAGCGGGUAAAACUGAAUCAACGAAAUAUAUCCUGAAGUACUUGUGUGACCUUUGGGCUAAGGGGGCUGGGCCAGUUGAACAGAAGAUUUUAGACGCCAAUCCGAUCCUAGAAGCGUUCGGCAACGCUAAAACAACACGCAACAACAACAGCUCGCGUUUCGGCAAGUUCAUGGAGGUGCACUUCAACAACAAGUACCACGUGGUCGGCGGGCACAUAUCGCAUUACCUUCUAGAAAAGUCUAGAAUAUGCACUCAAAGCGCAGAAGAGAGGAACUAUCACGUGUUCUAUUUGCUGUGUGCGGGCGCGCCGCAGGAGUUGCGUGCUGCGUUGAAGAUAACGAAACCGGAUGAUUAUUUAUAUUUGAAGAACGGAUGUACUCAAUAUUUUACGUCACCUCAAUCCGGGAAGAAAAUUAGCGCGAGUCAAAUGAGCAAACAGCACCAGACUAAGGGUGGUCUGCGGGAUCCUAUACUUGAUGAUGUAGAGGAUUUUCAGAGGUUACACCAGGCACUAUCACGCGUCGGUCUCACGGAGCAAGAGCAGAAGUCAGUGUACAGCGUGGUAGCGGCUGUAUUACACCUCGGUAACAUAGAGUUCGAGGAGGAGGGGGGCGCUAGAGGGGGCUGUAGAGUCUCCCCCCACUGUGAGAGCGCUCUACAAACUGCGGCCGAUCUGUUGGGGGUGGAGGGGGGAGAGCUGAGGAUGGCUCUAGUGUCGAGGCUGAUGCAGAGCUCUAGGGGCGGGAUUAAGGGAACUGCUAUUAUCCAACCGAUUUGGGUACCACUAAAAACAUACGAAGCGAUGAGCGCUCGCGACGCGCUUGCUAAAGCAGUGUACAGUCGUCUGUUCGAUUACAUCGUGCUUAGGAUCAACAACAGCAUUCCGUUCCAAGCGUCCUCCUAUUAUAUUGGAGUUCUAGAUAUCGCUGGGUUCGAAUACUUCCAAAUGAACAGCUUCGAGCAGUUCUGCAUCAACUACUGCAACGAGAAACUGCAGCAGUUCUUCAACGAGCGGAUACUGAAGAACGAGCAGGAGCUGUACCGCCGCGAGGGGCUCAAUGUGCCAGAGAUACGAUUUGUGGAUAACCAGGAUUGUAUUGAUCUCAUUGAAAGCAAGAACCAUGGUAUAUUUCACAUUCUGGAUGAGGAGUCAAAGCUGCCUAAGCCGGAAUUUGGCCACUUCACACACGCCAUCCACAAGGAACUGGGAACAAAUAAUAAUAGAUUGCAAGUGCCACGUGCGUCUCGUCUGAAAGCUCACCGCAUACUGCGGGAUGACGAAGGAUUCCUUUUGCGGCAUUUUGCAGGCGCCGUCUGUUACAAUACGAAUCAAUUCAUAGAUAAGAACAACGACGCUUUACACGCGUCUCUCGAAUUUCUGAUACAAGAAUCACGCAACUCGCUAGUACAGCAAUUGUUCCAAAACAGUGACAAUAAUAAUGCUAAAGGGAAACUGAACUUUAUAUCAGUGGGCGCUAAGUUCCAAACUCAGUUGUCGCAACUUAUGGACAAGUUGAAGGAAAAUGGCACAAACUUCGUGCGUUGUAUCAAGCCGAACUCCCGCAUGGUAGGCGGGGCUAUAGAAGGGUCUCUAGUACUAACCCAGUUGCAAUGUAGCGGGACUAUAGCAGUACUAGCGUUGAUGGAACACGGAUACCCUUCAAGGGCACCGUUUAACGAUCUAUACCAGAUGUACAGGGCUUUUCUACCGCCCAAACUUAAUGCUCUGUCGCCUAAGGUUUUCUGUCAGGCAAUAGUCCACAGCUUCGGCCUAUCAGACAAGGAUUACAAAUUCGGUGUAACCCGCGUAUUUUUCCGUCCCGGGAAAUAUUCCGAAUUCGAUACCAUGAUGAGGUCUGACCCGGAGAAUUUGAAAUCCAUAGUGGAUGCCGUUCUUGCGUGGUUGGUUAAGUCGAGAUGGAGGAGGGCUGUGUUUUCAGUACUGUCGACUAUUAAGUUGAAGAACAAGAUCCUAUACCGCCGUAAGUGUCUCAUAUUAGUACAAAAGACAAUUCGCGGGUACCUAGUGCGACGUCAGCACAAACCCCGGUACACGACCAUAGCUAAUAUAAAGGCUUUGGAACAUAACCUCAAGCAAAUGGACUCUGUUAUAUCGCAGCUUAAAGACGAAAAGGAUAAUGCUAAACGGAAUAUUGAGAACCUGAGAAAUGCUAUUAGGAACGCGUGUGCGGCUAUCAAGAGUAACGAAAAAAUAACUCGUUCGGAAAUCGAUCAGAUUUACAACAAGAUAACAAAGGAUGUUGAAACACAGAUGAGCGCUCUACAAAAAGCCAUGGUUGAUCAAAAGAACAGGGAAGAACAAGAGAGGUUGCGAAAACUCGAAGCGGAGAUGCGUUUAGCGGAAGAAGCAAAGAGGAAAGAGGCUGAGCGACUCAAACAAGAGGAGGAGAACAGGAGGCUGAAAGCAGAAAUAGAAGCACGCAGGAAGUUGGAGGAAGCUGAACGGGCGCGUCUAGAGGAACAAGACAGGAUUGCGGCUAUGCAGUUACAGCAACAGCUCGAACAAGCUGCGAGACAAGAUUUGGAGAGCCGCGAAAGAUUAGAACAAGAGCGCCGUGAUCACGAAAUGGCCGUGCGACUCGCGAAGGAGACCAAUGGCCACGUAGAAGGGUCUCCACCGCAGUUGAGAAGUUUCCCAACAAUGGACUCAGUGAACGGAGAAAAUAAAUUGAACAGGUCGGAACGAGUUCGCAUGCAGCAAGCGAUGCAGGGCAAGCAAAAGUACGACCUGUCUAAGUGGAAGUAUUCAGAGCUACGGGACACUAUCAAUACGUCGUGUGAUAUUGAAUUGUUGGAGGCCUGUCGGCACGAGUUCCACCGUCGGCUGAAGGUGUACCACGCGUGGAAGGCGAAGAACGCGCGCAAGAGCACCAUGGCCGACCAGGAGCGGGCACCGCAGUCCAUCAUGGAUGCCGCGAAGAGCCCGCGAGUGGCGCAGCGAGGCGAGGUCCUGGGCGCGCGGCACCGCUACUUCCGCAUCCCGUUCGUGCGCGCGGGCGACAGCGCGGCCGACAAGCGCGGCUGGUGGUACGCGCACUUCGACGGCCAGUACGUGGCGCGCCAGAUGGAGCUGCACGCCGACAAGACGCCCGUGCUGCUGCAGGCCGGUAUCGACGACAUGCAAAUGUGCGAGCUGAGCCUGGACGAGACGGGGCUGACACGCAAGCGCGGCGCGGAGGUGCUCGAGCACGAGUUCGAGCGCGAGUGGGCACGUCAUGGCGGCCCGCCCUACCGCCCCUCGCACUAGGCAAUUACAACGACAAGAACACCAUCAAGAAGAGUAUUAAAACAUAAGUUAUUAUAAAAACGUAGCGCUUUCAACUGUGCCUUCAAAGGUAGAUAGUGCAAUAUGUUGGUCCGCAGUGACUGUGAUCAUACAAGUACACAACUUAGACGUAAUUUACGUAAACGAAACUAUUUAUCAACAGAUUGUAUGGAAUUUUGUGAUUUUCAACGUAGCAAUCGAUUUAUUGUGACUUGUUUACAUUUAGGCAAAAAUAUAUUAUCCAUCAUUAGUAGAGUUUUAAAUUUUAUUAAUUUAUGUAGACGUUAGCAAAUAGAGAACGAAUAAAUUUAUAUAAACUUUAGGUCAAUAUAGUAUUAUUUCAGUUUUAUGGUUGUAAAAGAUGAUGUGCGAUUUAUUUUAGAUUGAAAUUUAUUAGUACAUAAUUCUUGGCAUUCCUAAAAAAACAUUUCAAUGUAAUCAUAAUUAGGAAGUAUUAUCAUACACUUAGUAAACUUUUUGUCUAGUAUAUUAGACGGCUUACUUAAUUUAUUUCGAUCUACCUUAUUGUAUGUGAAGGUCAGAUAAAAAAAAAUCAACUUACAACAUGUGAUCCAAUUUUUGCCUUAUAUUUAAAAAUUUAUGUGAUUCCAACUACUUACAUAUCUAAUUGACAUUUUAUAUAAAAAUAUUGUUUAAUUAUAAUUAUCAUAUAUUCACAAAGUAUAUGGACGAAAUAAUUUAAAAUACUUGUGUGCAUUAUUUAAUAGUGUAUAAGAAAUAUAGAAAAGUGGAGAUUUAUAAAAUAUAAAUUAAAUAUAUGAAUGAAAUAACGUUUAAUACUACAGCUAUAAUAUUUUAAUGAAAUUUUCGGUACUUUUUUUCAAUAAUUUAUUUUCUAACUAUUUCAAACUAUUUACUCUCAUUCAGUGUCUAAAACUAUUGUAUAUUUCUAAUCGAGACAUUCCUAUCCAACUUUAAGACUGGGGAUGCAGCUUUGUAUCAAAAUUAUACAAUUUUUCAGUAUUUUACAUAUGCAUUUUUAACAGUAUUGAGUACAUUCCUACCAGACCUUGGCAGUUUUUUUAAUAAUAUAGCGUAAGGUUUGUAAACUUAGUACAAUAAUAUAUGAGUGCCUUUUAUGCCGUGAAGUACAUGAAUUUGUGUUAUGCUUUACCAAAUAAAUAUAGGAUUGUA